Peniophora sp. CBMAI 1063 is the source of this 3633-nucleotide messenger RNA. The record is from the annotation of a GenBank genome assembly. NCBI's taxonomy places the organism in Eukaryota, Fungi, Basidiomycota, Agaricomycetes, Russulales, Peniophoraceae.
AUGCAUAAACGCUGGCCCACGCUUUCUCGACAUUCGCGGCAGCCUUCGCCAUCGGCUCGCGAAUCAGAAUCCGGAUCGGCGCCGGGGACUCCACCUACCAGCCCUACUCCUGAGCUCAAGAGCAAGUCUUCACGCAGGGGUUUUCGAGGUGGUCGUCUGCCCCGCGUAUGCAGCAAGAAGGACCUGCCUGGCUCUGGACCGACAUCGCCUGAACCCUCUGAACCACUCAAUCCCACGGAGCAGCUCCUGCGCAGCCUCGGCCUCAACGAACCAGGUCUCUCCCGCAUCUUUGCCGACGCAGCACAGUACGACCAGGUCGUGCGCGACGACACCGAGGAUGCGGCCGCUGAACCCGAUACCACGUCGGACGACAGUGUGCAGACUAAGCUGAAAGGCUUCACGCGUCUCGUCGGCAAAGAUCUUCCGGAGUCUGAACGACAAGCGAGCGUGCGCAUCGCUCAGCUCACUGUGAACAAUUUCAGCACCACUGCGCUCGGCGGCGACGAUGAAGAUCUAUUUGAUGAAGAUGAGGAGGGCGGAUCAUCGACGGAAGGCCAUAGCUCGCGGACUUCCGAGACGUCUGUCAGCGAUGGGCUGGGAGCGCUCAAGGAGGGUGAAGCGGAUGCUGCGAGGACGGACAAGCUUGAGCCGGAGCAGAUCGUGGAUCUUCUAGAGCAGGAGUUCGGCGCGCUCGCUGAGCCUGGAGAGGAGAAGCUUAUAGCGGAGGCGGACGGAGCGCUCGUUCAGGACGUCACGAUUCUGGGCGUACUACACCUUACAACCCACCGCAUAACCUUCCACGCCUCCCUAACAGCCGCAUCCGAGAACGCGCCCAACAUCAUCAAAGAAGGCGCAGUAACAGUACACAAGAAGAACCGCAAAGGACCCAAUCUGAAGCGGCGCGUCUGGCUCGAGCUCACACACGACCUCGUAGCAGUCUACCCGAGCAGCAAAGACGAAGAUCGUAUACGGCCUAUCCGCAGCAUCCUACUCUCCGCUAUCAAGCAGGUUCACCCACACGACCACGUUCAACCGCGCAUCGUCAAGUUGUCGUGCGAAACAGCGUUGGGACUGCAUAGCGCUUCACUCGAGUUUGAUACGGAAGAAUCGGCUCGCGAUUGGAGGCGCGAGUUCCAUGGGGCGCUGUUCUUGUAUCGCCGUGCGCGUCGAGUGGCGUUGAAUCCUACCGAAGACGACCCCGAGGGCGUGCGGUUCAACAUCCCGUUGUCGCGCUUGGAAGGCGUCGACCAUAACCGAUACCUCUCCCUUGCGACACUUCUGUGCUUGAGGGUGUCGACCAGUAGCAGUCCUCCGCCUAGCUCCGCGUCGUCCUUCGCCGAAGCGGAUGGUGCACCACUCGAACCUACAUCCUCGCUAGAAGCGCAGUUCGCUUCGUCAGCAGAGGAUGCAGCGAGCGAGCCGGACGUCUACGUCGUGAAGAUCGGUCUGUUGAAAGUGCACCCCGCGCUUGAGAACGUGAUGGAAUAUGCCGACGCUGCACGGGCUUACGAACUCGAGCACUCAAACUCCGCCUACACUCCACGCGUAUACUUCGACUACGGGAUGCACGACGGGCUCGGCCUGCCCCUAUCCACCUCUCUCAAUCUCUCAUCUACACCUGAAGGACGCGAGAGCGAGUACGUCGUAGGCUUUGGACCGCAGCCGUACAACGCGCUAGCUAUCCUCCUGGGUCUGGACUUGACGCGUCAACAACCGUGGGUGAUCAAAGCACAUCUCGCGAGGAGAUUCAGCAGAGUCUACGGAACAUUCGUCGUAGCGGAUAAUCUCGUAGGCUUCUUCUCCCGCACGGCGAUCGGACGGGACGUCUCGUACCGCGUACCCUUCACCAUCCUCAAAGACGUGCACGUUUCUGCGCCGAUUGUGCCGUUCAAGAGGGGAGAUGUGGCGUUGACGCUGACUGUGCGCGGUCAAGCGGAUCUGCGGUUUUUGUUCAGGACGCCGGCGCAGAGGGAUGAGGCGCUGAUGAGGAUACAGCAGGGGUUGGAGAGUUGGAGGGUGCAUGGGGCGGUUACUACGAGUCCGCAGAGUAUGAGUCCGCUGCCGAGUCCGGCGCUUAGUCUCCACGGAGAUAGCGCCGAAGGUACCGACGACUACUUGUCACUCUCUUCUCCUGGUCUUGCGAGCGAAUACGGAUCCGAACCGUCGAGUGCCGGCAUCGAGCGUCCUCCUUUGCGCGGCAAGAGCCUUCGAAGCACCACGUCUAUCCUAGCGCCCACAUCACGGCUUCCGAAAUCGGACUGUAUACCGGUACCCUAUCCCCUCAAGUCAUACUUUCCCAAGCCGAUCAACAUCCUCCCCGGCAUACCCAACGUGCGGCGCAUGCACUUCGUCUGCCUCACCAUCGGCUCGCGAGGCGACGUGCAGCCGUACAUCGCCCUGGGCAAAGGUUUGCAAGCACACGGGCACACCGUGACGAUCGUCACGCACGAAGAGUACAAAGCCUGGGUCGAAGGCUUCGGUAUCGCACAUCGCACGGCGGGCGGCGAUCCAGGCGCCCUGAUGAAGCUCAGCGUAGAGAACAAAAUGUUCUCCCCGCACUUCUUCAAAGAGUCGCUCGGCAACUUCCGUUCGUGGCUCGACGACCUUCUAGUAGACGCCUGGACCCAGUGCAAGGACGCGGACGUUCUCCUCGAGUCUCCCAGCGCGAUGGCGGGCGUACAUAUCGCUGAAGCGCUCAAGAUACCUUACUUCCGGACGUUCACGAUGCCGUGGACGAAAACGCGAGAGUUCCCGCACGCGUUCCUCAGUCCGCCCGUCGAGAGUCCCGCAUUCAACGCUGCGAGUUAUGUGUUGUUCGAUAACGUCUUUUGGGCGGCUACAUCUGGACAGAUCAACAGGUGGCGAGUCCAAACCAUGGGUAUCGGGCCGACGGACAUGGGGCAUCUCGCGCAGAGCAAGAUCCCGUUCAUCUACAACUUCUCUCCCGCAGUCGUACCGAAACCGCUAGACUGGGGAGACGCGACGACGCUUUCAGGUUACUGGUUCCUCGACAACCCUGACCUGGAUUGGACGCCGCCGGAGGGAUUGUUGAAGUUUAUGGAGAAGGCGAAGAAGGACGGACGACCGUUGGCGUAUAUCGGGUUCGGGAGCAUCGUCGUGCCGGAUCCUGUGGCGCUCAGCAAGAACAUUAUCGCUGCGGUCGUUAAGGCUGAUGUGCGCGCUAUCGUCUCGCGCGGGUGGUCGGCGCGUAUGGCGAAACCUGGUGCGGAGGUCGAGGAGGUCGAGUACCCUGAACAGUGCUACGUCCUGGACAAAGUACCCCACGAUUGGUUGUUCCCUCAGUGCGAUGUCGCGGUUCACCACGGUGGCGCCGGCACGACCGGUGCAUCGCUCAGAGCGGGAGUGCCGACGCUCAUUAGACCGUGGUUUGGAGACCAGUUCUUCUGGGCGAGUCGGGUGCAGAAGCUGGGUGCGGGGCUGAGGAUCAAUAGUGCGAGGACGGCGGAGUUGGCGGAUGCGCUCGUGAAGGCGACCACAGAUAGGGUUAUGAAGGAGAAGGCAGCGAGUGUUGGAGAGAGGAUACGAGCGGAGGAUGGUGUGAACAAGGCGAUCGAGGCGAUUUAUAUGUACCUACCACGAGCUGGGGUGCAGAAUCGUGCUGAGCUCUCGUGA